Molecule: messenger RNA, 7567 nt
Organism: Mustela lutreola (European mink)
Lineage: Eukaryota; Metazoa; Chordata; Mammalia; Carnivora; Mustelidae
Gene: TMEM200C
Product: transmembrane protein 200C
Exons: 2
Coding region: 498-2414 (638 amino acids)
Source: RefSeq, a predicted model, not a curated record
CGCCGCCGCCACCGCGGGCUCAACUCCACCCGGCGGAGCCCGGCGCGCCGCAGCCGCACAAAAGAGGCGCUGGGGCCGGCCCGGGAGCGCCGCGGCAGGGCUCGCGGGGAGGCGCAGGAGGAGCGGCGGCGGGGAGGUCGGCUCCGAGGCAGGAUGCGGGCAGCGGAGGACCUGACACUUCUUGGAAACUCUUGGAAAUGGCUCUCGCCACAGCCGCGGAGGGGGCUGCGAACCUGGGGCGGGCGCUCGCCCCGGCUGGGCUGCUGAGCCGCGCUCUCCUGGUGGGCCCCGAGGCGCUGUCCCUGCGCCCCGCCGUCGGCUCGGACUGAAAAAGUUUCUCCAUGGUUCCUUUGUGUCGCCCGAGCGCCCGUUCGCCGCCCCGGAGCUGCCCCAGCCUUCCCCGCAGGAGGAGGUGGCGGAGCAGCUAGUGGACAGCUGGCGCCCCCACUACACAAGCCUCUGCCACAGAGACUAGCCCCGCAGGGCUCUGGCUCACCAUGAUAGCCACCGGCGGCCUCCUGAGGAUUUCCGCCAGAAAGCAGGAUCCCCUCCGCCCCCCAACCCAGGUCCCCAAGCGCAAGCGGAAAGCCAAGAAAAGGCGCAAGAACGAUGUGGUGGUGGUGAAAGGCAAGCUAAAGCUGUGCUCCAUCUCGGGGCUCAUUGCCCUCUGCGGGAUCCUGGUGUUGCUGGUGGGCAUAGCCAUGGCGGUCGUGGGCUACUGGCCCAAGGCCAACGGGACCAACAGGGAAGGGGGUAAGCAGCUGCCACCCGCAGGCAGCGGCCACCGCGCCCCGACCACGGCCAAUAGCAGCGGCAGUGGCAGCAAAAACCGGUCCAGGAACCACCUGGGGACACCGGGGGGUGUCAACUCGAGUUUGGUGGGCGCGCCCCGGAGCACACCUCCCGCGCGGUCCGCCGGCCCUUCGUCCUCUUCCACGUCUGUGGGUUUCUUCUUCCGCAUCUUCUCCGGGUACCUGCACUCUGACAAACUCAAGGUCUUCGGGCCCCUCAUCAUGGGCAUCGGCAUCUUCCUCUUCAUCUGCGCCAACGCGGUGCUCCACGAGAACCGAGACAAGAAGACCAAGAUCAUCAACCUGCGGGACCUCUACUCCACCGUCAUCGACGUGCACAGUCUCCGCGCCAAAGACCUGGCUGCCGCCGCGGCUGCCGCCGCUGCCGCCGCCUCCUCGUCCUCCGCCCCCGCUUCGGCGCCCACCGGGGCCCCGCCGCUCAACGGCUUCCUCAGCUACGUGCAGUCGCGGGGCCUGGAGCUGAAGCCCGGGAGCUGCAGCGGCAGCGCGGGGGACGCCUUCGGGGCGGGGGCGAUGCUGGCCAGGGGCUCCUGGCCCCACCCCGCCGCCCUGGGCGGGGGCGGCGGCGGGGCCAAGGGCGCCGCGUCCCCGCCGGACCUGGCCUCGUCCCCGCGCUGCCCGCGGGAGCCCCCGAGCCUGGCGGAGGCCGUGUACAGCAUCUACCGCGAGCGCUCGGGCGUGGCCAGCCGUCGCCGGGCCGCCGCCGCUGCCGCCGCCGCGGUGGCCGCUGCCGCCGCCGCCACCGCGGCCGCCAGCAGCAGCGGCAGCCCGGCGCCCUGCAGCCCACCCGAGAGCUGGGGGCGCCAGAGCACCGCCAGCUCCCUCGUGGGCUCCUCGGUGAGCGCCUUCGCGCUGCUACCCUUGCAAGGGGACCGCGACGGGGACGGGGAUGGCGCCGGGGAUGGGGACGGGGACGCGGAAGGCGCGAGCUGCAGCUGGCAGAGGCCGCCUGGGGAACGUGGCUCCCGAGAGAUUCCGCGGGGCGAGCUCGACCUGAGCUUGACCGACCUCCGUGGUGCCCCGGGCGGCUCGCGCUGGGCGCCCAGAGAGCUGGAGGAGCCCGAGGGCGCGGCGGCGGCGCACACCGCCAGGGGGCAGGGUGGCCGCCUGCCCAGGACCGGCAGGUAUGCGGCCCUGCGGCGCCGCAGCACCAGCGGGCUCCCGGACUACAGGGCGCCAAUGUCCCCUGAGCCCCCGCCCUCCCCGGGCAGCGCGGAGCUGGACUCGAGCCUUCUGGCCAAAGCUGCCUCCCCCUCCCGGUCCCUGCGGCUGGAGGACUCGCCCCCUGCCAGGCCGGACUCGCCGAGCUCCCAGUCCGAUGACCCAUCCUGCUGCAAUAAGGGCUACACCCCACUGCGGGAGGCUGGCACCUCUUUGGAGUCGGUUGUGGAAGCAGUAGCCAGUAAAAGUCCAGACUGUGAGGUCCCCACGGCCCCGGGGGCGCAGCAGAGGCCCCCCGAGGAUCCCAGCCAAGGGCCACCCGCGGGCCAGUCACCUCAGCCGGUGCAGAGGCAGUUUACAAACAAGGAGAAACUCUUCAUGAUUUCCCGGUCUCAUGCCAUAGGGGUAGAGGAUGGAGAACUGGAAAGUACUGGCAUUUAGGAAAAGAAGGAGCGAGGGGAGGGGGGUAGUGGUGGGCAAAGGAAUCAGAGGAUUGGGGGUAUGCCCACUUGAAUCCGUGAAUUUAACAUUUCCCUAUUUCCUUGUGGACUUACCCGAGGAAAUCAUCCAAUACCCAAAGAGCUGCAGAAUGUUAUCCCUGAAAUGCGUUCACAAGAUUCCUGUAGAUAACUCCAAGCAAUUUUUUUAAAAAAGCAAACUAGUCUUUUAUGUCCGAUGGUGAUUGUAUGUUCCAUGAAAACCAAAUGUAUUAAAAGGUCAGCAAUCUAGUUCAUUAGAUGAAAUUCUCUUAAUUUUCUUAGGAUCAAAAUAAUAUAUUUUUUUGACAGUAACUGUGCACUUUACUCCAACUUUUUCCUCCCCCUCAUUUUCCUAACCCUGUCCUGUGCCUCUGGUUUUGUCCAUAGCUGCUUGUGAAUGACAAGCUUUCCUUCUCUUGUGCUUUUGUGGAGCAUGGAAGGAUUUGUCGAAGUUCUUUGAGAACUGCCCUUACUCAAUGAAGUCAAAGCCAGAAGCAAGAGUCAGGAAAGAGCACUUUUCCUUGCCCCGCCCUAUUCUGCUCCAACAGCUCAAAGGCCUCUUUAUUUUUUAAAAGGGUAUUUACAUUUUGCUACUAGGGUGUCUAAUGGAGGAGGGGAUGGGCAUCAUCUAGAUGGAUUGUUACAUUCCUAAAUUCACUAUAUCAAGUACACAAUAUUGAGUAUUAUCACACCUGUGUUGCAAAUAGCAUUAUUAAAAAAAACUUUUUUUUUAAUAAAAGAAGUUUCCAAACAAACAGUUAAACAUAAUAUCGCUUCAUUUUGCCUUGGAACUAAUGCCUCUAAUACACAUCAAACAUUUAACAGUUCAGCUGGUAAAUCUAAAAUAUUAUGCUAUGACACUAUACUAUGAUUGUAGCUGUCCUCCCCCAACGUGCUCAGUGCUAUCAUGACUCUAUCCAUUUACAGAAGAUUUUUAACUUUUAAACAUAGGGUAGUAUUGAACAUUUGGGAAUUUCUCUUUCAAAUAGAAUGAAACAUCAAAUAAAUAGUAAUUUUCUAUAAUACUUCUAAGUUUACCUCAAAGUAUUAAUUUACAGAGCACCAGGCUUAAUGGCCCCUUUUCAUCCUCUUGGAUUUGACUUACUUGGUUUUGAUUUUAAGUUCAUGAUCUGGAAUCCAUGGCCUACAUAGGCUGAAAAGGUAAUGUUUUAAUAAUUUGGUAGAUGGGUUACACACUUAGUUUUACUGAAAGUCAAUUAGUUACUCUUCAAGAACAGUAAAGAAGGUACGUUCUGAUCCCCUCUUCCUUUGAAUGUGAGGGCUAAGAACCUCGAGGGUGCUAUUACUUUCUUUUGACCAUUUGGGCAUGAGGCUAUCAUUGUAGGACGCUCAAAUACUGAUUUUAAAGGAAAACCAGCCAAAGAUGUGGUCAUGUCAGUCCCCAUGGAUGAAGCAGUGAGUCCAGUGGGAAGAGUGCAGAUUCAGGGCUGAAGCUAGACCCCCCCCCCCCUCAGUAUUUGCUAGCUGUGUAACUUAGAACAGUCACAAAUGCAGUCUCAGUGAUUUGAUCUAUAAAACGGGGAAAACUAGACAGACCUCAUAGAGAUAUGAGUGGGUGGGCAAGGGAUUCUAUGUACAAAGGGGAGCAGAGUACCUGGCUCAGUGAACUCAGUAAAUGGCUAUUGUAAUUAUUAUUAUCAUUAUAAUAAGUUGUCUGCAUGCAGGCUGCGGAAUAACCCUUCCUUCAACUUGAGCUCAAGAAAGCCUGGCUAAAACCUGGAAUAUCCACUUACUAUCUACAUGACCUUAGGCAAAUCACAUAAUCCCUCUGGGCCUCUGGUGGAUAAUAUAAUCUCCCUGAUUGCCUUCAGGUCUAGAAGCUUUACUUCAUUUCGGGGUAUUUGUUUUGUCCUGAAUAUAAUCAUAUUUGUACAUACAACUGCAAAGUGAGUAUAUUUUGUAAUCUACCAUUUAGUGUGACAUGCUGUAAUCAGUUUAAAAGGACCUAAUUUAUUUCCACAUUGGAUCUGCAUUAAGCUAUUAACUCACUUGAAAGCUGUGGAUUAAUUUAUCUCGCUCUUCUAUAGAGCAAAAGUGAGUUUGCGCUAGUAAGAGGGACAAGCUAGUGUAAUGAUACCUCCAGGUAAUCUUAAAUUUCAUUGGUCUCUGUUGUUUUAUCAUACUUCCCCCAAAUUUCUGAUUUCUCUAGUUUCUCUUCUCCAUUAUCUUGCAUAGCGGGCCAGGAUUUAUACAGGGUUUUGAGGAUUAGCUAGACCUGUUGGCAGAUGCAGAACUGAAAUUGGCAUUUCUAGAGACCAUCAGAAUCUUUCUUACCUUCUUAGCUUCCUGCUAGAUCCUUUCCCAAAAACUGUUCUUAGAGACUCGCAGAGAAGUGUUAGGGUGCACAGCUAGUUUAAAAGCUGGAAUCUGUGUCUAAUUCUUCCGGCUGGCAUAAACAAUGUUUUUCUCCAUGCGACUUGACAGGGUUUGUGGUAUCCAAAUCAAUAGGAUUAUUUGAAGCGAUCUUAGAGAUCAUGGAGUCCCUCCCCUCUAUUGAUAAAUGAGAUUGCUAAGAAUCAGAAAGAUGGGACAAUUUGUUCAAAGACAAAUAGCAGUGGCAGGACUAGAAAGCUAAAAUAAUUGCAACAGUUGGCAUAUUGCAUCCCCCUCACCCCCACUGCCCUAUAUUCCUACUCUGUACCAACUAGCUGGGGGACACUGGGCAAGCUCCUUAGCCUCUCUUUGUCUCAAUUUCCUUUUCCAUACAAUGGGAAUACUAAUGCUCCCUACCACUCAGGACCUGACCAAAGAUUCGAUGAAUUCCUAUCUGUGUAGAGCAUUUAUAACAGGCUUAGCACGCGAGACUGUCAUAAAACGUUUAACUUAAAAUAGAAGUAAGCUGGGGCGCCUGGGUGGCUCAGUGGGUUAAGCCUCUGCCUUCAGCUCAGGUCAUGAUCUCAGGGUCCUGGGAUCCAGUACCGCAUUGGGCUCUCUGCUCAGCAGGGAGUCUGCUUCCUCCUCUCUCUCUCUGCCUGCCUCUCUGCCUAUUUGUGAUCUCUGUCUGUCAAAUAAAUAAAAUCUUUAAAAAAAAAAAAUAGAAGUAAGCUGUUAAAACCAUUUCGUAUGACCUUCCUUUUUAUGAACAGAAUAAUUUCAGGUUUAAAAAUCUGAAGUAUAAGGCAACAGAGCAGAGGGGCUCCAAGCAUGACUUGCAGAGGCAAAGGACAUUUUACCUGGGUUUCCGCAUCUGUUAGAAGGAGAUAAUCGAGAGCCUCUGACUCAUGGAAUUAAUUAUUUAAAUGAGAGCUAAAUAAACUAAUAGACUCAAAGAACUUAGAACCACUCCUGGCACAAAUAAACCUUCAGUCAGUGUUAACUUCUAUUAUUAAGGCAAACACAGAAAAUUAAUUAGGAGGCUAAACUUACUAUUCAAUUGCUAGGGACAACCAUAAACUUACUGUACUGAGAAGUCUUUAGAGUUUGAGUUUUAGGAAGAAAAAAAAUAGACUUUAAGAAAUGAGAAUCUAAGCCCCUACAAUGUCCUCAGUAGCAAGUAGAGGUACUGAGAGCUAGAUAUGGGCCCUCAGGGUCCCCUCGUCAUGAUAUUAUGUAAUUACCAAUGCGGCCGCAAACCGAUUCCAUGGCUGUAUUUGGUCAUGGCUGUUCCUUUUCCAUGACAGAGGCCGGUUGCCUCAGGAAGGCCAGGCUAGGGCGAGGUCCAGGCCCCUUUCUGUCAGAGGAGUGGCUUGAGAGGAAGGCUCUGGGAAAAUAGUCAGGGGCAAGCGCCUGUUGAUCUGUUUACAUUUCUAGACAAAAGUUUUUGUUGUUGUUAUUGUGUUUUUUUCCCAUACGAGAUUUCUCUUUAGUCAUUUGAGUUCUUUUUAAAGAUCGAGUUUUGAAAAUUUCCUCUCUGAAUUAGAGAAGUUAAAAAAAAAACCCUCCAACAACAUAAAAUUAGAACAAACUAAAUCUAUGAAUUCGUAUUCUGUCAGAAUAGCAUUUUUGUCAAGAGACAAAAUACCAUUUUGCCAAGAGACAAAAAUACAUUUUAUAGUUAAAUAAAGAAUAGGAUGGAUAUUUGUGGAGCUUUCUAUAGACCCAGACUAUUUAUUUUUUAUUUUUUGGCUAAAAAUCAUUGGGUGAAUAUUUAGACUAAGUUUUUGAAUGACUAACUCUGAAAAGCAUUUGGAGACUUUUUUUUUUUUUUGGUCCUUGGGAAGUCAUCUUUGAGGUUUUUUUUUUCUUCAUACAAGAAUGAGUGUCUUUAAAUGGGGGUGCAAAUUAUAUGUGUUUUAUAAAGUCACUACAAAUUGGGGGGAGGGGUGGUCCAUGUGCAUUAACAACUUUAGUCAAACACUUUCUGCCACUCCCCCAAACUGGAUGAGCUCCUUAUUGUGUGUGACAUCUAUUUCUUUAUGAGGUCAGGAAAGCACUGGGCUGGUGGUGGACCUAUAUAUGGGCCUGAGCCACAGUUAGAGUUAUAAAUGCCUGCCAGCCUGGGAAUUUCACCUUCACCCUUGAGCUGGGGGUUGCUGCCAUCUGAAAAUUAAUUAAUUAAUUUGUUUGUUGAUUUAUUUAUUCAACUUUCAACUGACUCCCAACCCUCACCUCGUUCAUAAUGCUAGCCUGUGAUAUGGCCCUGUAUGAUAAACAGGAUGGUUGGCUGAUAUGUUGUAAAACAUCCUGCUCAUGAUGUUGCCAGUCAAAAGACUUAAAAAAAAAAAAAAAAAAAGCUUAUGCAGAUUCACCUGGAAUAUCAUGAAGCACGAGGAUGUCUCAACAAACCUGUGUGGCUUGACCUUUGCUUCAGACUUCACGCUGCCUCCAAACCCCACUAAGGGCAAGAACUCGGGCACAACAAGAGGGUUGGCUAUCAGUCACAAGGGAGCAGACCCAGAGAUGGAAGAAAAAGAGAAUCCUGCAAAAAAAAAAAAAAAGAAGAAGAAAAAAAAAUAAAGCUAGAUUAAAGUCACAAGGAAAGCUUUUUGUUUCACAAAGGAGCCCGUGGUCAUUUGGUUUGGAGAUCAUUUAUUAGACAAAUGUCUUAAAAUGAAACAUGACAGUAACUUUUAUUCCUUAAAAGAUAUUCUUUCAGCACAUGCAUGGCUGGACAUUAAUUUUUAUAUUUUUUAAUAUUAAAGAAAUUCAACGUAA